Molecule: messenger RNA, 1272 nt
Organism: Neopsephotus bourkii (Bourke's parrot)
Lineage: Eukaryota; Metazoa; Chordata; Aves; Psittaciformes; Psittacidae
Gene: G6PC1
Product: glucose-6-phosphatase catalytic subunit 1
Exons: 5
Coding region: 47-1123 (358 amino acids)
Biological process (GO): glucose 6-phosphate metabolic process; gluconeogenesis
Cellular component (GO): membrane
Molecular function (GO): glucose-6-phosphatase activity
Source: RefSeq, a predicted model, not a curated record
AGUAUAAAACGCCUGCUGUGUGGGACAGCCCGAGCCACGCAGGAGGAUGGAAUCCAGCAUGAACGUCCUGCACGAUGCAGGCAUCCAGGCCACACACUGGCUGCAGGAGCACUUCCGCGGCUCCCAGGACUUGUUCCUCUUCAUCUCCUUCGCUGCCGACCUCAGGAACGCUUUCUUUGUCCUCUUCCCUAUCUGGUUCCACUCCGACGAGGCCGUGGGCAUCAGGCUCAUCUGGGUGGCCGUGAUCGGCGACUGGCUCAACCUCGUCUUCAAGUGGAUCCUCUUUGGGGAAAGACCAUACUGGUGGGUCCAUGAGACGGAUUAUUACAGCAACGCCUCUGCCCCAGCCAUCCAGCAGUUCCCACUCACCUGCGAGACCGGCCCUGGGAGCCCCUCCGGACACGCCAUGGGUGCAGCAGGUGUGUAUUAUGUCAUGGUGACGGCGCUCCUCUCCGCUGCCAUGGGGAAGAAGCAGUUGAAGACACCCAGAUACUGGGUGCUGUGGACGGUGCUGUGGAUGGGGUUCUGGGCAGUGCAGGUCUGUGUCUGCCUGUCCCGAGUCUUCAUUGCUGCCCACUUCCCCCACCAGGUCAUCGCAGGGGUUAUCUCAGGGAUGGCCGUGGCCAAGAGCUUCCAGCACGUCCGCUGCAUCUACCAUGCCAGCCUCCACCGCUACGUGGGCAUCACCUUCUUCCUCUUCAGCUUCGCCCUGGGCUUCUACCUGCUGCUGCGGGCGGUCGGCGUGGACCUGCUCUGGACACUGGAGAAGGCACAGAAGUGGUGCAAGCGCCCUGAGUGGGUCCACAUUGACACCACCCCCUUCGCCAGCCUCCUCCGUAACCUGGGCAUCCUCUUUGGGCUGGGGCUGGCCCUCAACUCCCACAUGUACCUGGAGAGCUGCCGGGGGAAGCAGGGCCAGCAGCUGCCGUUCCGCCUGGGCUGCGCUGCUGCCUCCCUCCUCAUCCUGCACCUCUUUGAUGCCUUCAAGCUGCCCUCCCACAUGCAGCUGCUCUUCUACGUCCUCUCGUUCUGCAAGAGCGCAGCCGUGCCGCUGGCCACUGUCGGCCUCAUCCCCUACUGCAUCUCCCAGCUCCUGGCCACGCGGGACAAGAAGGCUGCAUAGGAACGGCCCUGCAGGUAACGGGGCUCAGGGGCAGUCACAGACUGUGGGUGCACCCAGCACUGUUUGCUCCCCUCUAAGCCUGCACAGACUGAUUGAGGACAGUGAAGGUGCUGCCCGGCGGCUCCUGCAUGGACCCAUAGCACUGGGCA